AGAGGAAGAAACGGCCGUAGAUCUAAACUGAACUAACUGCCUCCCGGGAAGUGCUCGGUAGGAGGGCGGGCUCCGUUCUUAACUGCAUUCACCAUCAAGGUCAUUCUGAAUUCUAGCUUUCUUGGCACAUCUCCAUAAAUCUACCUGUAUAUACAGGGAAAGGUUGUUUUAAAGGGCCAUUUGGGGGAAGAAAUGGCAAUUGCUGCCAGAUGUCCAGAAGCUUCCAUGACAGGACAAUGAUUCCACCAGAAGAAUGUCUGUAUGCAGGGAGGAAAAGACGGAAACCCAUUCAAAACCAGAAGCCUGAACAUGGGAAUAGAACCUCUAAUCCUUCGAAGAGACAUAGAGACCGCUUGAAUGCUGAAUUAGAUCACCUGGCUAGUCUUCUGCCUUUCCCUCCAGAUGUGAUAUCUAAACUGGACAAACUAUCUAUCUUGCGUCUCAGCAUUGGUUACCUUAAAGUCAGAAGCUUCUUUCAGGCUGUUCAAGAAAAGCAUUUGAGUUACCAAACAAGUCAUGAUAUAAAAGAAGUUGGCUUACUUAAGGAACCUGCCAUACCAGAAGGUGGAUUUUUACUAGAGUCACUGAAUGGUUUUGCAUUAGUAGUGAGUGCUGAUGGAAUGAUAUUUUAUGCAUCACCAACAAUAGUAGACUAUCUAGGAUUUCACCAGACUGAUGUAAUGCAUCAAAAUAUAUAUGAGUACAUUCAUGUGGAUGACAGGCAGGAUUUCUGCAGACAACUGCACUGGGCCAUGAAUCCGCCACAGUUACUAUCUGGACAUUUACAAACCAGUACAGGUGAAGAACUCAUUCUCAGUAAAAUGUGUAGCAUACAGGAGGGUGACAGCAUGCAAACAGACUUCUCCUCUUUUUUAACUCGCUGUUUUACUUGCAGAAUUCGCUGUUUGUUAAACAGUACUUCCCGCUUUCUUACAAUGCAUUUUCAAGUGGCACCACUACAGCUUCCUUCUGUGACUGAUGGAAAGUUAAAAGGCCUCUGUAGGAAAGCCAGAUGCAGAACUGAUUAUUCAGCCACAAAGCAAGUACAAAUGCAGACACAUAUUAUUGUAUAA
This is a messenger RNA of Python bivittatus (Burmese python), 1073 nucleotides long. Lineage: Eukaryota; Metazoa; Chordata; Lepidosauria; Squamata; Pythonidae. The record is from RefSeq and is a predicted model, not a curated record.